AUGCAGUCCGCCGUCCUCCUCCGUGCUGCUGCUCGCAGCGCCUCCAUGACCGUCGCCCGCGCCAGCGUCGCCGCCCGCCCUGCUCCUCUCGUGGCCCGCUCCGCCGUCAUGAGCUUCAGCACCACCGUCCCUCGCCGAUCCGGCCACGAGGAGACCUUCGAGGAGUUCACUGCCAGGUUCGAGAAGGAGUUCGACAGCGUCCAGGAUGUUUUCGAGCUGCAGCGCAACCUCAACAACGCCUUCGCCUACGAUCUCGUCCCCUCACCCGCCGUCGUCGCCGCAGCUCUCAAGGCCGCCAGAAGGGUAAACGACUUCGCUACCGCUGUCCGAAUUUUUGAGGGCAUCAAGUCCAAGGUCGAGAACAAGGGCCAGUACGAGCAGUACCUCGAGGACCUCAAGCCCCUGCGAGAGGAGCUCGGUAUCCCGCUGAAGGAGGAUCUGUACCCCGAGUCACAGUAA
Molecule: messenger RNA, 459 nt
Organism: Clonostachys rhizophaga
Lineage: Eukaryota; Fungi; Ascomycota; Sordariomycetes; Hypocreales; Bionectriaceae
Source: the annotation of a GenBank genome assembly